Molecule: messenger RNA, 1096 nt
Organism: Drosophila busckii
Lineage: Eukaryota; Metazoa; Arthropoda; Insecta; Diptera; Drosophilidae
Product: UPF0605 protein GA14893
Exons: 3
Coding region: 69-1040 (323 amino acids)
Source: RefSeq, a predicted model, not a curated record
UGUAAAUAUAUUUUUCUUAUGAAAUUGUGCUAAGCUAAAGUUUAACAAAAUUAUUCGUGUUUUAAAUAAUGAAUCAAACCAUUAUACCACAGCCGCAUUUGGUCCCAGGUUACACUGGGCACUGCACUGAGAACCGUGAUCGUGUGGGUAAAACUUAUGGCAGGCAAACUCACCAGCUGCUUAUAGAUCCAUGUAUCAAUCAUGCACCAGAGUUAAUUGUUGCACCCAUACAUGCUAAGGCUGAUCUCAAGGAUUAUCCCACGGAUCAUGAGUUAAAGGUGCUGCGUGAUCGUCAGGAAUUUGUAGAUUCGGUCUAUCAGCAUCCCAUCAUACCGGGUUAUGCCGGAUUUGUGCCCAAUUUGCCCAAGCAGACGGGCAAACGUUAUGUUGCUGCUGCCACAGCUGGUGUGGCUCAGCAUGAGACACUGAUGCAGUUGUAUCGGUGUGACAAACGGACGCUACGUCAUCGGGAUCUGCUUGAAAGCGGCAAAGGUCUUUUCGAGCACCAAUUGAAUGAGCGACUGCUGCCACAUACAUUUUAUCGUGCUCCUUUGUUGCCUGUAAGCGGUCGCUCCAAGGGCAUCAAAAUGGAAAAGUGUCCGCCUAAAACUGAGAAGCUGCCUUACAGUAAGUUUACCACUCCGCACUUUCUGGAUGAUGAUGAUGAGGACAAGUUUAUCAUCAAUGGCUACGCGGCUCAUAUUCCCAUGGCUGUAACCCGUUUUGGCGAGCCCAGCAAAGUGCUAACACAUCAUGCUCUCUGUACGUUCUCCGACUACAUGUACAAGAAAAAGCGAGAUAAGUGGUGUUGUGGACAGGAUUUGAGCAGUCCGGCUGUUACAUGUCCUAAUGUUGGCCACUUUGUGCUCUAUCACAACAACCACGGCAUGUGUCCAAGCUAUGCUGGCCAUGUUCCUGGACAUUUGUACAAGUUUGGUCGCACGUAUGGCCAGACAACUUACCAUGCUAAGCGCUGGUUGGAAAUUCAUAAGGAUCUCGAACUUCUGCCAGAAAUCGCAAACUUGGAUUACGAGUAUUGAAAUUUGUUUAUUUGUAAAUUAUUUGUUGAAUAAUAUUAUUUAAAUUCAAAUCUCAA